AUAUUUCUCUUGCGUACGGGGGGAGAGCGUUGCGACCACGUUUUAAAUUAUAUAUUAUCAACAAAAACAUGCGGUGAUUUCAUUCUCAGAUUACGUAGAUAACUCGAGUGUAUCGGUCGCGUUUCGCAAUCGGCUAAGUUUAGUUAAUUUUACGCCGGUAAAAUACAAAUAUUACAUAAUGAAUACAAGCGCAUGCAACUGUGAUGAGGGUCUGCUGGUGGGCAUCGGGAACCCUUUGCUGGAUAUUUCAGCUUCUGUGGAUGAUGGCCUGCUUGCCAAGUACGACAUGAAGCCAGAUGAUGCCAUCAUGGCGGAGGAAAAACACAUGCCACUGUACAAGGAGCUUAUGGAAAAAUACAAAGCAGAGUUCAUAGCAGGCGGCAGUGUCCAGAAUACCCUCCGCGUCGCCCAGUGGAUCCUCAAGAAGCCCGGUAUUUGCACUUACUUUGGCUGCGUCGGGAAUGACGAGUAUGCUAGGAUACUCGAGACAAGAGCUGUCGCAGAUGGCGUGAUCGUAAAGUACCAAGUAACCGAUGAAGCACCCACAGGCACGUGCGCAGUGCUCGUCACGGGCACGCAUCGCUCGCUCUGCGCGAACUUGGCCGCUGCGCAGAAGUUCACUCCCGUGCACCUCGCCAAGGAGGAAUGCCAAGUGGUCAUUAAGAAGGCGAAGUACUUUUAUACAUCAGGUUUCUUCGUAGCAGUAUCCCCCGAAUCUAUUCUACAACUAGCGGAGCGCGCGCACUCUGGCAAGCACGCGUUCAUCAUGAACCUGAGUGCGCCGUUCGUCUCACAGUUCUAUAAGGAGCCGCUGGAGAAGAUCCUGCCUUAUGUUGACGUGCUCUUUGGCAAUGAGAGCGAAGCCGAAGCCUUCGCGACAGCGUUCGGCAUCAACGAAAAGGACCUCCAAGCGAUCGCGCUCAAAAUAUCAACCAUGCCCAAACUCAACCCCUCCCGACCUCGCGUCGUAGUCAUCACGCAGGGUUGCGAGCCCGUCAUACUCGUCGAAAACGGUAAAGUUACCUUAGUACCUGUCAACAAACUGUCAAGGGAUCAAAUCAUAGACACGAACGGGGCCGGUGAUGCUUUUGCGGGCGGGUUUUUAAGCCAAAUGGUCAUAGAGAAGGAUUACACGACUUGUGUUAAGUGUGGUGUGUACGCGGCUACGCAUGUGAUACAGCAGUCCGGAUGCACGUUGAGCGGCGUAAGCGACUUUAAAUCUAGCUAGAUAGGAGUUUUUUGUGAUUUUAUGUAAGGAAAGGUAGAUGGUUUAUAAAUGCAGCGAGAUACACAAAUAUAUAGUUGGUCAAGCAAAUCUUGUCAGUAGAAAAAGGCGCGAAAUUCAAAUUUUCUAUGGGACGAUAACCCUUCGCGCCUACAUUUAUUAAAUUUGCCGCCUUUUUCUAUUGACAUGAUUCGCUUGGCCAACUAUAAAUUUGAAUAGUCAGGCACUAAAACAGAUGUGAUAUAUGCUUCUGCCGCUGCUAGUCCGAAAUUAGGAAUCGGAAUAUAGUUUGUGGUAUCUGGUUUUUUGUGUAGAAAAACCUGGGCCAUAGACAACAUUUUAAGUUUAUUCCAUGGCCAUAGAGAUUCCGAUUCCUUAUUUCAGACCGUGUGGGAUGCGCCUUAUACGACAAAAAAACCGGAAUAACAAGAAUGUGUGAUUACAUAAAGACCAUUUACUUUUCUUUUUUUUCAUUUCCUGUUUUCCAUUUAAAUUUUGUUUAUAUUUCACAGCGUUAUUUUUUAAAUUAAGGGUAAUGUAUAAUUAAAUGCAAAUGGGCAACGCAAUACAGAACCACAUAGUGCUAAUAGCACCUAUUUGUAGAUAUCACACAAAUAAUGAGCACUUAUCAACCUACUAGAUGAUAAUAAUUAACAAUACAACUGCAAUAGAUCUUUAAUCCUUAGGACACCAAUACAGAGUUGUUGUUAAACCUUGUUAAAAUAAUAGUUUGUCUGCCUCAAUUUGUUGGGUAAGUUGGGUUAUUGCCAACUGUUACCACAAAGUUGUUACUGGUGGUAACUGAUUCUUUUUUCUAGCAGCCUAACAAAUGAGAAAAUAAAUCGCAACCCGGCUAGUUACUAGUUACCACCAAAAUUGGUGGCCACACUAGUAACUAGCCGGGUCCACACAGAGCGAGCAUACGCGCACACAAAACGGCCAGUGUAGACGUCCCUCGGUCGAGGCGCGCGUGUUGUAUCGACAUUUUUAGACUUGCCUCGCGCGCGCGGCACGUCUACACUGGCCGUUUUGUGCGCGAGGAAAUUGCCUCGCGCGUAUGCUCGCUCUGUGUGGACCCAGCUACUACCAAACGUUUUUUUUCUCAGUUGUUACCACUAGCAAAAACUUGGUGGUGUGCCAAUUUGUCUCACCGAUCUGCCGUUUUGGCACAACAGCAGGAUAAUGAGGUUGGCCGAUCGAAGUAUUUUACUGAUGGCGCCAGCAUAGGUUUUACCUGUCAAUCCUACGAAUCGUGUCAGUCUUGUUUUUUGUGGGACUGUAUGGCCUGGAUGUGUGGCCGUUUAAGGAAAAUCUAAAAACUACAGACAGGUAAAAGCUAUGCUAGCGCCAUCUAUAAAAACCUUUAGACAGUUGCGGUGGCCAUUGGGUGGUAGUACUUUGCAUGGCGACACCCCAAAUGGGGUUUGCGGUUUGCAGAGAUGGCGCCAUCAUAGCUUGCCCCUUUUUCUAUGAGAGGGCUGGCAUCCAGGGCAUUAAAAAAACCGGCCAAGUGCGAGUCGGACUCGCGCACCGAGGGUUCCGUACUUUUUAGUAUUUGUUGUUAUAGCGGCAACAGAAAUACAUCAGCUGUGUCACGGUUGUUGAGAUACAGCCUGGUGACAGACGGACAGCGGAGUCUUAGUAAUAGGGUCCCGUUUUUACCCUAUGGGUACGGCACCCUAAAACAAAUAUUUGACACAAUUCUAGGGAUUGACAGGGCAAGCUAUGCUGGCGCCAUCUGCUAAUUAUUUCGACCGUCCAACCCCAUUGGUAGCACUUUAGAUGUAACCGUUUUGAAUGAUUAGAGUUUAGAGUUUCACUAGACUUAUAUCGCAUAGGAGCUCGAAAACAAUACAAAAGGUAAUCACGGUCAAUAUCCCGGUUGAUAUAAGUCUAACUUUUAGUUAUUUUUUGUUUUACAUAAAUAAUUCCAGUUAUAGCAUUCUAGAACUAAAUAACACUUAACAUAAAUAAAGUAAGUAUUGUGAAAUUAAAAUACCUUGGUUGUUAUAACUGUGUUAUAUAAUAUAUUGUAUGAAUCGUACAGCUGUGUAAUAAAACCAAACUAAGUACUUAGUAUGACUUUUUAUAACCAACUUUAGAAACAGAUUUAUCGAAUAUAAUGUAGAUCUGAUGUCAGUUACAUGUAUUAAAUGAGUGAUAUUAUGUUUUCUGUAAACUUAAGUACAUUGUUACAAAGAGCAAUAUAAUAUUAAGUGUAUCACGAAAGUUGGAUUUAUUUAAGAAAUAAUGAGAUGUUUUAAGUUCUCUUAACCUAAGUAAUUAAAGUCAAAACUAGUAAUAAAAUCUAGCAUCUGAGCAAUACUUAUACUUACGAUAAAAUUUGUCUUAAACCUAUAAUUGUAUGGCCAUGUAAACUAACCUAAAGAUACACUCACUACCUUUGAUACAUUAUAUCUAAAGGCGUUUAUGAUAGUGUACAUAUUUCUAGAUCAAAUCUUCUUUUUUAUGGAAAACGGACCAAAUUAUCCAGUGUAACUGUAAAACUAAAUUCCUGCUUUUAUUUAUAAAGAGAAGUACCUAGUAGGGAAUGCAUAUGGUACUGAAUUUAUAUAAGCUGAUUUACAUUCGCGUGCGAGCCACGAGACGCUCGGUGUCGGUGGGCUCGUCUCGCGUGGAGAAGCGGUUUUUUGGGCACGAGUCAAAGGGGCUCGCGUCGCGCGGGAUGCUUGCUGUUUACAUUAGCGUUCGGCUGUCAUUCCGUUACAAACCUUAUACCGUGCCGUUUGUGUUUAAAAUCGAUUAGCUCGACGAGCUUACGAGCUGUGGCCGAGACACGGGACGAGUCAUGAGGCGAGAAUGUAAUCAUUAACUUUACGAGCUCGAGGCGAGACGAGCCAAGACCCGCGAAUGUAAAAUAUGACGAGAACCGGGAAUUCCCUGUUCCGGGACGGAUCUUGUAUAGGAAAUUGCGAAUAACGAAACUAUUUGGUAUAGUCUGCAUCUUUUCAAAUGACUUUUUCGUCUAAGACGGUAAUCUGUUAAACAAACGCCAUUGUUCCUUUUGUGCGAGCGGUCGCCCAUUGUGUACCAUUGAGUCUGAGCGCGUGCUACAGCGCGUGCCAAUGUCAGAGACAAUGGUACACAAUGGGCGACCGCACACACAAUAGGAACAAAGGCUUUUGUUAAACAGAUUACCGUCUUGGACGAAAAAGUCAUUUGAAAAGAUGCAGACUAUAUCUGCUUCUCUAUCGCACAAAUAUGAUAGAGUCAGACAACAAAAUUUAGAUUUUCGUUUUUCUCGGUAGGCCCUCAGUACCAAGAGCACACCCUAAGCAGGAGCCAGCUAUGUGCCACAGUGAGAUGGUAAUUUGACAUUACUGAUGUCUACCUAUAUUCUAUAUUACUUUCUCUUUUUAGCAGAUAACUGCCUCCUGUUCUUCAGGGCUGCUAGCACUGAGAAUAUUCACUUGAGCACAAAGUUGUAUUCAGAUACUUUUUGCUGGUAGUGUUGUCUAAAAGUAAAAACAUACCUUCUUUGACAAUAUUUGACAAAUCAAGAUAAUUUGGAAAGUAAACAACAGUAUAAAAAGGCAUGUUAAAAACAUCAAUAUUAUCAAUCAACAUAUGCAUAUAAUUCUAUAGCUUUGAUGCUUGGGCCAGCCAAGAUAUUCUUGGUAAAGAAUUAUGCUGUUUUAACUCUAUACUAUAGUAAGCUAUUUAAGGUGACUGCUAUAGUUAUUGGCCAUUCUUAACAAUAAAUUAAAUUAAAUUAUCAUAAAGCUUCAAUUGGCUUCUUUCUUAUUUGUUAGGAGUGGCCAGUUACUAAGUAGUGACCAAUAACUAGAUAACAGUCACCCUAUGUAAAGCUUAAAUGGUAACAAUUAUUAAUACUUAACUAAAUUCAAACUAUGCUAAUUCAGACUUAGUUAUAAUCAGUCUGUGUAAGAUCUCAGAUUUACACCAAUUACCAUUAUAGUUAUUCAAUGGAUGAAAACGCUAUGAAAAACAAAGCUAUCAAACCAUUUUGGCAAGAAAUAGUUUUACUAUCUUGCGGUAACAAUAAAAAUUUGUUAAUUAUAAUGUUAACAUAAAACACUAACAAUACUAUGUAUUAUGUGUGUCUCUGUAAAUGUUUUUUAAGGUUGUGCAAGAGGAUUUGUAUUGUAAUACUACCAGAUAUAGUUCCAUAAAAAAAUAAUAAUAAUAGAAUAGCACAUUCUUAUGAAAAACUAAUACCAGGAUGUAACUGAUGUAAGUAUGUAUGAAACUGAAAAGGUUCUGCGUCGAUGGAGCCUCCAUUGACACAGAAUCAUUGUUUAUCAAUAAAAACUAUAUCAUAGCGGACAAUAUGCACUGUCCAAUCAGGAGCAUUCAUCUCCUCAUCCCCUAAUAAAGGCAUAGACCUGUAAACUUCCACUAUAAUGAAGUCUUUUAUAUGGUUCAGCAUCUUUGUCAUCCCCCGUGUUACUCGGCCAGAGUAUAAAUCAGGAUUUAUCUUUGUAACAUCGUUCAUGUUGAGAUCAUAGUUUUUGUCUUUGAUUUGUAUUCUGUUUAAUUUUGACUCUUUCCUCUUCUUGUUUCUUUUUGACCUGUAAAUACAGUGGUUUUACAUUUUGUUGAUGAAUUACCAUGUUAUGAUUGUACUUAUGUUUGUAUUUGUUGUAGAAUAAAGGAUUUUUCUAAU
Molecule: messenger RNA, 5873 nt
Organism: Cydia strobilella
Lineage: Eukaryota; Metazoa; Arthropoda; Insecta; Lepidoptera; Tortricidae
Gene: Adk2
Exons: 6
Coding region: 179-1228 (349 amino acids)
Biological process (GO): purine nucleobase metabolic process; purine ribonucleoside salvage
Cellular component (GO): cytosol; nucleus
Molecular function (GO): adenosine kinase activity
Source: RefSeq, a predicted model, not a curated record